Messenger RNA from Drosophila montana, 1068 nucleotides. RefSeq lists its product as uncharacterized. Lineage: Eukaryota; Metazoa; Arthropoda; Insecta; Diptera; Drosophilidae. The record is from RefSeq and is a predicted model, not a curated record. The transcript is spliced from 2 exons. The coding region runs from base 68 to 598 and encodes 176 amino acids.
GAUGCUAACUUGACGCACGUACUCAAUUACACAUCUCUAAUAAAUAGUAAAUAUUAAUUCUAAAAAAAUGAAAUCUGAAAAAUUAAAAAGAAAUUUUUGGCUCACUGCCGAAAUUGAAUGCAUGCUUAAUUUACUAAAUGAAGUGAGACUUACGCAAGGAUCGGCACACGCUACAACAACGCACAAUACUUUUACCCAAAUUGCUAGCAAAAUGAAAAGGCAUGGAUUUCCCAACAAAUCACCAACUCAAGUCCGCAGAAAAUGGUUUCAGAUGAAAUCUGCAUACCUUUGCUAUAAAAAAGGAAACGUGGAUCGUCUAUUUCUAAUACCGGAGAAAUUUCGAAGUGUAAUUGCACAAUUUGUAGAAAAUGGUAGUAAACGACGUAAUUCCACGACUACAGUACCGAAUCCUGAACCCAAGACCCAGCCACAAUUGGUAAAACCAAAGUCAGCUGUCAAUACAUUUUUGGCUCUACUAAAGCAGACUAACAAUUUAUUGAAUGUGGAAUUCAGCGCAUUGGAAGCGUCGCUUUUGAGUUAUGAGCAAAGGUGCCAAUCAAUGCGAGACUACAACAUAAUGAAAUAUAUGUCAUCCUGAGUAAAUCGUAUGUCGUGCCAAUAAAUUUAUCUAUAUAAUACAAUGGCAACACAAUAUUUUGUGGCUCCUUUUCUAACCAAUUGGAAUAAGAUAUACCAAUUGAAAGGCGGAAUAUAAUGGAAGUUUUCGACGUUUAUUAAAAUAAUUGGGUAGGCCGCAGCUGACAAAACGUGAGGGAUAAUAAGUUGUAUGUGAUCUGAUAAGGAAUGCCUUUGAACACAGCUGGACUCCAUCCGGACCGACGUGAUCGACAUGUGUAAGACCCUUGAGCUGCAUCUGCAUUCCAGCUACAUUCCAGCCCCUGACUAUAGCGAGCGUUACUCGAGACAUCUGCAAAUUUUUCGGCAGUCCAACUGGAUGUGAUGGGCAGCUCCGAUAUACUAGCAUAAGCAUAAAGGUCCAAUAAGAACUAUUGAUCAAAAAAAUCCUGUAUAUUUGCUUUAAAGUAUUAAAAUAUCCCACUCAUCUGA